This is a messenger RNA of Mya arenaria, 817 nucleotides long. RefSeq names its product prefoldin subunit 1-like. Lineage: Eukaryota; Metazoa; Mollusca; Bivalvia; Myida; Myidae. Gene Ontology annotation, molecular function: protein folding chaperone. The record is from RefSeq and is a predicted model, not a curated record. The transcript is spliced from 4 exons. Gene Ontology annotation, biological process: protein folding. Bases 54 to 443 code for a protein of 129 amino acids. Gene Ontology annotation, cellular component: cytoplasm; prefoldin complex.
UCUGCAUCUUUUUUCUUUCCAGACAAUCUUCACUUUGAAGAUUAUUUUCCAAAAUGGCGUCCGGCAAGGCAACGGGACAAAAAUCAGUAGAUUUGGAGCUAAAAAAGGCUUUCCAAGAGCUCCAAGGGAAGAUGAUUAUGACUCAGCAGCAAUUGAAGAUCUCAGAUGCCCAGAUUGAGACCCUGAAAAGAACAGUCACACGAAACCUUUUAGUGGAAAAGGAGCUUGGUAGAUUGCCUGAAAACACUCGUGUCUAUGAGGGAGUUGGAAGAAUGUUUAUGCUGGCCCCUAUACCAAAUGUACUGAACACGCUGGGAAUGAAAAACCAGGCAGCAGAAAGCAAAAUCAAGACUAUUGAGGGAAAUAAGACAUACCUGGAACGGAAUAUGAAGGAAAGUGAAGACAGCUUACGAGAACUUGUCUUAUCCAAGACAGGCAGAUGAUAGAAACUUGCAAUAUCUGGAAUGUUUUCGCUUAUUUUUGUCCUUCAUGACUGUCGAAUCUGAAUUCAUGUGCUUAAUAUUCAUUCAGAUACAUAAUGCCUUCUAGGACACUGUAUUGCUUUAUGAUAUUUUUUUUUAUUUUGCUUAUUUUUUUGUAUAAAUAUGGAACAACAUGGUUUUACUAAACUUGCAUUACAUAAUGUUUUCUGAAUGAGAUGUUACUUAUAAAACAUUUAUUUCUUUAUAAUUUGAACUACUUGAUAAAGAAACAUUUAUCAUGUUCAGUUGACUACUUGAAGUUACUGAUUUAUUUCAUCUUUAUUAUGCAUGUUAAGAAUUCUUCUGACAAUAAAAUAUUGAAUCAAGUUAAAGAA